AUCUGUUUAACGCAUGCGUAAAUGCUUGAAGGCGGUUUCCGCCGACUGUGGAGGUCACGUGUUUCCGCUUACUGUGGAGCUCCACAGUGGCUGCAGCCAGAUCCCUCUCAAUCCAGCAGGCACGUAGAUCGGGUAGCGACGGGGUGGAAGGCUGAGUCUUCGACCUGCAGCCGGAUACAAUUGAGAAGUAACGCUGACUUUUCACUCUUAGUGUCAAUAAUAAGAAAGAGCAACCCAGUUAACCAGGAAUGACGUGGCUCUCGACGAUGCAAAUACAAUUCAUGUUUUUAAGUUGCUCAGUACUUUAAUGAACUUUACAUCUCAUCAUUCAUUUCAUGUGUGUAACAAAUCAACGGUUGCCUCGCGCUUCUCUCCAAAUCCUAACAGAGUCCGCAGGCGCGUGCAGGCACCACCGACCGGCUGGCAAAACAGAGAGACACGGGUGGUCAGUCCGGGGCACGUGCACGGGGCCGCUGGGUGGGGUAUUUUACAUUCAUUCACUAACGAAAGGCCAAAGUAGGCACCGCGGAUUAAAGAAACCCCGAUCAGCAGCGAGCUUCCAUUUUUAAAAAAGCCGGCAGCGCACCGAGCCGCAGAUGUGCAGACAUUAAAAAAAGUUAAACAUGUAAAGAGCAGAGCGGGCACUCCGAUGAGGGUCUCUUACGACUGGCUACUCAAUGCUCUCUUCUUCUUCUACUCUUAUAUGGCGCAAGUACGUACCUGUCCCGUGUGGCUCAACACAUUCUUUCUUUUUUUUUUAACUCCAUAACAGAUCCAUCCCUAUUCCGGCAAGCUUAGUUCGUGCUUUUGUGGGAGGGACAAAUGGACCCGCCCACUAUUCGUCAUGUACAUUAAUUGACAGUUCACUCUCUUUCCGCGAGAGCUUAAGUUAACGUGAGCGUAACACGCUUAUGUUUUGAGUUCUUAUUAAAUCCAACAGUUAUUCUUUGUAAAUAGCAUUUUUGACUGUUCUACUUGUUCAUCAGUCAGCACAAAUGGAAUCACGUUUACAUUUUGAUGUUUCUGGUAGUUCAGUUUUUAGAUGAACAAAAAGCUGUGUCUGUUAUACCACAGUCUUGGUACAGUGAUGGCACAACCUUUUGGCCAAAUUAUAAGAGCGAUCAAAGACUAAACAAAGCAGCAAGAUAUGCUGAGGAACCAGGCCCUGACUGGACCAAGCAUGACGUUCGAGUACUAAAGGCCUACGAUUACAUGUCUGCAUGGCAAGGGAUGAAGAAGUCUUUGACGUGUCAAACUUCAGAAUUGGAUUCAGAUGAUCAGGAGGAUAUAGGCAGGGUGAAAAGAGCACCUAAACCAAUCCACUACUAUGGUGACACUGACUAUGAAAGUGAACAUGAAGACUUGGCUAAUAAAACAAAAGUUCCCUUCACAAGAUUUUCAAAACCUCAACAGUCAACUGGACCUUGCGUGUUCUCCCCGCAUUCUGCACCUCGGGUACCAUCACCACCUUUACCAUCUGUGCCACCUUGUCGCUCACCACCACAUUCUUUGCUUCAGGUGCCACCUCCUUACCAGUCACUAUUGCUCUCUGAAAAUACAUCUCAACAAAUUUCCACGAGCCUUCCAAAAAUGAAAAAUACUUCUGAACUCUUCAAGCCUACUUACAGAGUGGGUCAAUGUGGAACAGAACCAAUACCUUGUACUGCUGCAGAUCUUCAUAUCCUCACAUUGCUCGAACAUGUGAAGCACCAGCUGUCACAAUUGGCUGUCAUGAUCAGUUCACUAUCUGGGCGGCUAAACAUUGAAUGCUCACCUGAUAUGCCUGAGGAGGUGCAGUUUCCUUUACAGUCAUUGGAGGAAGUGGAUGACUUUGAGGCCUGGUUGAAACAACCAACCAAUGCUUUGAAGAAAAAGAACACGAUUUCUGUACUGGCAUCUAUCGGAGGAUAAGAUACCAAGCGUGUCACUUGGAAUAUUCUUUCACAUAUUUUUGGAGAUGAUGUUGCAAAAAAGAAACUGGAAGGGAGUGAAUGAAAAACGGGCCUUCAGUCAAAUGGCAACCAAAACUCUUAUGCGUGCAGUUCGCCAGAGUCAAGUGGCAGUCAAAGCUACAGAUGUGGACAUUAAUAAAUUUGCCAUUAGAUGGUUCAAUUUGGCAUCUGACCGUGGUGGUGGUCGCAAGGAGCGCUGCAGGAGAGUGCAGGCAGCAGUGCCUUCUGAAUCAGGACUGAUGUAAAUACACUUUAGUAGUCAAGUUUAUUGUUGUUUUUACUAUUUUGGGUAGAUUUCGUCAUUUUUGUACUUGCAUCCUACACUUUUGUGCAAAUGUGUUCAUUUUAUAUUUCUAUAUUUUAACCAUGUUACUGGAUAUUUGGACUGUUAAAUACUCAAUAUACUGUAUUAAUAUGUUUGUUUGUAAUUGUAGUUACAGCUUUUGAUCCAUGCAACUGCACUGACUUUACAUAACAAGACAAUAAAUAAACCAGUUAUACUGUA
Molecule: messenger RNA, 2457 nt
Organism: Polypterus senegalus (gray bichir)
Lineage: Eukaryota; Metazoa; Chordata; Cladistia; Polypteriformes; Polypteridae
Exons: 7
Coding region: 1018-1911 (297 amino acids)
Source: RefSeq, a predicted model, not a curated record